This is a messenger RNA of Pristis pectinata (smalltooth sawfish), 4961 nucleotides long. It is a transcript of the gene snx13, whose product is annotated as sorting nexin 13. Gene Ontology annotation, molecular function: phosphatidylinositol binding. Lineage: Eukaryota; Metazoa; Chordata; Chondrichthyes; Rhinopristiformes; Pristidae. Gene Ontology annotation, cellular component: early endosome. The record is from RefSeq and is a predicted model, not a curated record. Gene Ontology annotation, biological process: positive regulation of GTPase activity. The coding region runs from base 399 to 3272 and encodes 957 amino acids. The transcript has 27 exons.
CCCCCCGGUGAAACGUAAACUGCGUUAAGAUGGCGGCGGUGCGGUUGUUCCGGAAAGAGUAACGGUCAUUAAAAAAAGCAGAGCGAGGCCGGCUCGCCAGUGACUCGGUCGCCGCACCAGCCCGGUCCAACGACAGCCGCCGGAGCUAGUCAACAAGACGCGAGGAUGUGUUGCUGCGUCUGCGCGGGUGGCUGAUAGCUCGCCGUGGGUGUGGGAAGGAUGAACCAGGAGUAUUGUAUUAGUUCUUCAUUUAAGUAAGGAUGUGUUGGAAACAGUUCAGAGAAGGUUUGCUAGAUAUAUGGAAUGGACAUGUGAUGAAGAAAAAUUGGACAAACACAAGAUCCUGGAGGUCUAGAAAGCACUAGAGCUGUCCAUUUAAGACAGGCUGAUGUUUCCAUAUGGGGAUGGGGAUGCUUGGUGUCGUUCUUUUUCUAGUCACUUUUGGACCUUUUGCUAUAUUUUACUUUGCGUUUUAUAUCCUGUGCUUUGUGGGUGGGGGUUUUGCAGUCAUAUUGCUUUUUGGGAAGACAAAUUCUGAGAAAUAUCUUGAAAAGUGUGAGCACACUUUUCUUCCUGCGGCACCAACCGGAGUCCCCAAAGCUUUAGAAGAAAUGAAACGCGAAACUAGGCAAAUAAAGAUUGACCGACGUUUGACUGGCUCAAGUAUCAUUGAUGAGCCUCUACAACAGGUCAUCCAGUUUGCACUAAGGGACUAUAUUCAAUACUGGUAUUAUACGCUAAGCAAUGAUGAAUCUUUUUUACUUGAAGUCAGACAGACUAUACAAAAUGCACUUGUUCAGUUUGCUACAAGGUCAAAGGAGGUAGACUGGCAACCAUACUUUACUACACGGUUAGUAGAUGACUUUGCUACACAUCUUCGUGUAUUCAGGAAAGCUCAGCAAAGGAUAGAAGAUCUGAGACCAAAAAAAGAUAUCGCCGAAGAAUUUGUUGAAACUUUUUUUGAGGUUGAAGUGGAAAUGGAGAAAGAAGUGUGCCGUGACCUCGUUUGUACUUCAGGCAAAGAUGAAGAAGCAUUCCUGAGAGAUCUCUGUGAGGUUCUAUUGUAUUUGAUUCUUCCUCCUGGAGACUUCCAUAACAAGAACAUGAGAUACUUCCUGAGGGAAAUUUUGGCAAAAGGAAUCCUUCUUCCAUUAAUUGACCAGCUCAGUGAUCCUGACUACGUUAAUCAGUAUAUUAUAUGGAUGAUCCGUGAUGCCAAUUGUAAUUAUGAAGCUUUUUUGAAUAUUAUCAAACUAAGUGACAAAGUUGUAGAACUGGAAGCAGUGAGGGACAGAGCUGCAGAAGAGUUGCAGUAUCUUCGAUCCUUAGAUACUGCUGGUGAUGAUAUAAGCACCAUAAAGAAUCAGAUAAACAGUUUACUUUUUGUGAAGAAAAUCUGUGAAUCGAGGGUACAGAGAUUAAACUCUGGAAAGGAAGUAGAUACGCUCAAGCUUGCUGCAAACUUUGGAAAACUUUGCACAAUCCCCCUUGACAGUAUUCUCAUGAAUAAUGUUGCAUUACAAUUUUUCAUGGAUUAUAUGCAGCAGACGGGAGGUCAGGCACAUCUUUUCUUCUGGCUUACUGUGGAAGGAUACAGAGUCACUGCACAACAGCAGCUAGAUGUUUUACAAAGUGUGCAAAAGGAUGGUGAAAGACAGAGCAAGCAAACCAAAGGAUUGUUGCGUGCCGCAGCUGUUGGUGUGUAUGAUCAGUAUUUGUCAGAAAAGGCAUCGCCAAGAGUCCACGUGGAUGAUAACCUGGUUGCUAAAUUGGCAGAAAAGUUGAAUUACGAGGAUCCUACACCAGAAAUAUUUGAUGAUGUACAAAGGAAAGUCUAUGACAUGAUGCUGAAGGAUGAGCAAUUCUACCCCUCUUUCAGGCAAAAUGCUCUUUAUGUGCGGAUGUUGGCUGAGUUGGACAUGUUGAAAGAUCCUAGUAUCAGAGGAUCAGAUGAUGGAGAUUUGGAGUCUUUCAACGGCUCCCCGACUGGUAGUUUAAAUUCGUCACUAGAUGAUCUUUCAAAUACCAGCUCUGAAGAGUCAUUGCAACUGCAAGUAACCAUUAGUGACACUGUCCAUGCUGAUUAUGAACCAUAUCCUGUGGCAGGAGUAUGCAAUGACCAUGGCAAGACCUAUGCUCUGUAUGCAAUCACUGUUCAGAGGAGAAACCCAGAUGGAAGUGAGGAUAUUUGGAAGACUUAUCGCCGCUACAGCGAUUUCCAUGACUUUCAUAUGCGGAUAACUGAGCAGUUUGAACAUCUUUCAAGUUUUCUUAAACUUCCUGGGAAAAAAACAUUCAAUAAUAUGGAUAAAGAGUUCUUGGGGAAGAGGAAAAAAGACCUUAAUACAUAUUUGCAGUUAUUAAUCAACCCUGAAGUGAUAAAAGCUUGUCCAGCUCUGAUUCCAUAUGUGAAUGACUUUCUGGAAAAUAAAGCCUAUAGCAAAGGAAAAGGUGAUUUUGCUCGUAAGAUGGACACGCUAGUAAAUCCCCUGCGUAACUCAAUGAGAAAUGUUUCAAAUGUUGUGAAAUCAAUUCCAGACAGUCUGGCAGAAGGAAUGACAAAAGUAUCAGACAAUAUGGGCAAAAUGUCUGAUAAACUAGGACAUGAAAUUAAGAAUACAUUUUUAAAGGUUCCUCCAUUAAAGCCAGAAGAAGGUAGUGAACAUAUUCGUGUUUCUGCCCAACUGGAUGAUAAUGUUGAUGACAAUAUUCCUCUUAGAGUUAUGCUGCUGCUAAUGGAUGAAGUAUUUGACCUGAAAGAAAGAAAUCACUGGUUAAGAAGGAACAUCAAAAACUUGCUUCAGCAGCUUAUCCGAGCUACCUAUGGAGACACAAUUAACAGAAAAAUAGUGGACCAUGUUGAUUGGAUGACUUCGCCAGAGCAAGUUGCAGAAACUGUAAAACGAUUCAGAGAUUCAUUUUGGCCUAGUGGUAUCUUAGCAGAAACUGCACCACGCAGGGAAAAAGCCAUAAGAAUGAGGUCAAGAGUAGCAGCUAAGACUAAAAUGCUGAUGAUUAUGCCAGAUGAGCUAAAACAUAUUAUUGGAGCUGAAACCACACGCAAGGGCAUUUUACGAGUCUUUGAGAUGUUUCAACAUAACCAGCUAAACAGAAGAUUGGUUUAUGUGUUUCUAGAGGGCUUCCUUGAAACCCUUUUUCCACAGUAUAAGUUUCGUGAGCUUUUCAUCAAGUUGCAUUCACGAUCGCAGCGGAUGCAAAGAUACAAGCAGAAGUCUCAGUCAGCUCAAGUUGCUUCCUCUCAAAAGAGGUGACGCUGCCAAGCAUGAAAACUGUGCUCUGAGGACAGGAUCUUAGGCACCUUCUCUAGUUCAGUCUAUGUUAUGGCAAUUUCUCUGGGGCUCUCAAAGCUAAGUUCCAGUUACAAUGCCACCUCUGUGCCAGCCUCCAGAGCCAUGACUCAGUGGCUUACAUCGGAAGACAUCAUUGUCUGCCGUGUUUGAUUUCUAAUGCACUUUUUUGCUCAUAAUACCCCUGUGUAUCAUAAGUGGUUUGUAUUUAUUACAUGUUCAUAGCUCAUCGAGAAAAUCUGUAUUCAUUUGUAAUAGAAGAGCUGUAGAUGCAUGGUUCAACUGCUGCAUCUUGUAGCUGUCUUCUUGUAUCUAGUUGGCAUCAAAACCAAUUAUACAUCUUUUAAAUUGUCUUGUGGACAGUUAGUGGGAGUAGCAGCAAUAUUGCCUAAAGAUAGAGCAAAGCACAAUUAUAAUGAUUUUGCAUUGGAAUAGAACUGGUGUGCCUCCAGUUUGGAGAUGAUGAAUUCUGCACAACUCAAAACAAAACAUGAUUGAGAGAAUGUGAUGGUUAAUUGAAAUUGGUUUAAAAAAAAGUUAAGAGAGUAUAAAUGUGAAAGAGCCUAAAGACCAGAAAUAAACAUUCCUAUUGACAGGAAUGGUACUUUGGGAUUUUGAGUUAAAUGGAAACUUGCUCACUGGACUGAGAGAUCCACAACUUUGGAUUAUCUUCCAUCCCAUUACCUGCACUCCCCAAACAGCUGAAUAGAGUGUUUUUUUUGCGUACAUGUCUGUGCUUGAUCCAUUAUUCAAGAAAUUACUGAGCCGUGUAUUUUCAUACAACUGUAAAGCCUCCAGACAUGAUUGUAGAUUUUAAUGUACAGAGAUUUUAAUGUACUUCAAAGUCGGAAUGUCCAAGGUAACAAGUGAGUGCUCUGAUUAGGAUUGAUCAGAAUAAUGUUGCCACUAACAAAUGUAAUUGAGAUUAGCCUUAAAUGUCCUGUUUAAAACAAAAUAGUUUUCUCAUUUUAAUCUGACCAGACCUUUUCUGAAUGCUGGUUUUCACUCGUGCCACAGAAAUAAAGUGCCCAUUUCUGCAAUAGUCAGGAAGGUAUGAUCUGUAAAAUGCAUUAUGCAUAUUACCAAAACUUAAUUCUGACAGAUUUCUUCAUAAAAACUAAUUUAAGUAGACCCACCCACAUACUUUAUACUGAGAUUUUAAUUUUGUGCAAUAUUUUCUUUAGCAUAUGUGCAUUUAAAUAAAUCGUAUAAUGAAAAAUUUUAAUGUUUUGAAUCGUAUGUUUAGCAGUCUUCUUAACCCAACAACUUGCAUUCUGUUGUUGAUGCAUAAGUUUAUUUAAGGACUUGUUUUAAAAGUCUUGGUUGUCACUCCUUGUAAGACUCACUUGUCACGGAUGAAAUUUCCUCAUCCGAGCACAGCUUGUAAACUACAGGGGGAACCUAAGAGCACAUGGUAAAUAGCUGUUAAUGAAUUUGUGCAUUUCAUUGUACAGUGUCAACAGUGUGCCUAAUUGUACUGUCAACUUUUUCUUAUUUCUGUAAUGAAAGAACAAAUGUCAAUCAGAAUGUCUUGGUGGUUUUUAAUAGACUGAAGAGGAACUCUAAAUUUUUGAGUUUGCUUUAAGCUAUUAAAAUGUUCAGUAGAACAGAUGAAAGGUAUCACACUAAAUAAAAGUAUUAACUGAAAUACAA